Molecule: messenger RNA, 366 nt
Organism: Parnassius mnemosyne (clouded apollo)
Lineage: Eukaryota; Metazoa; Arthropoda; Insecta; Lepidoptera; Papilionidae
Source: the annotation of a GenBank genome assembly
AUGCCCAGAAGAGGUGAAACAGGUUUCGACAAACUUUAUAAAAUUCGCCUACUACUAGAUCAAAUAAACCAGAGGUGUCAAAAUAAUGCCCGAAAUACAAGAUCUCAGUCCAUUGACGAAUCAGUGCUAAAGUUCAAAGGACGCAGUGCGCUAAAACAGUAUAUGCCCCUCAAACCUGUCAAGCGCGGUUACAAAAUUUGGGCUAGAGCAGAUAGCAAGACUGGGUAUCUGUUUCACUUCCAAGUCUAUACUGGUAAAGGAGACAAUGUGGAAACUGGUCUAGGAAGUAGUGUGGUAAAAACUCUAGCUCAACCACUUAUCGAUGAAGGUUGCUCAGCUCAUAUUAGCUUUGACAACUUUUUUUAG